Molecule: messenger RNA, 5095 nt
Organism: Spodoptera exigua (beet armyworm)
Lineage: Eukaryota; Metazoa; Arthropoda; Insecta; Lepidoptera; Noctuidae
Source: the annotation of a GenBank genome assembly
GCAGUACUGGUUGGACGCCAUACGAAAACAUUUAGUUCGACAUAACUCUCAAUGGUGGACGUUUAUGAAAUUGUUACUUACAUUUUUAAAGGAGAUCCGACAAAAAGACACAUCUUUGCCAAACAUAUUAGUGGAGCAUACAGCGGAAUGUUUACUGGACCUGGCCACUAACACUCGUCCAGAUGCCUUACAAAAGCAUGAGAUACUUCACUGCUUCAAUAUGUAUUGUUCUGAAUCUAGCCGAGAGAUCAGAUUCGCUAUGAGAAACAAGUUUGGGCAGUACUUCACCAAGUUAUCAACGUACAUGUCAAGUUGUGGCCAUCUUCCGACCCAGUACAGUAUAAUGGAGACGCUCCUACGAUGGCUACUGCCUCGUCAGGACCGCACCCUGAGAAUCACGUCGGCUGCCAAGUGGUUCCCUUCACCAAUGUAUGCUGAGAGCGACGUAGACAUCUUCUUGGAACGACCUUGGGUUAAUUUCUUUCAGGACGCGAGAGACUUCUUGAACGCUCACAACCAAAGAUACGAUUAUACAACAUCAGUUUUAUGCAGAAAGUUCACUGUCGGCAAAAUUGUCAUCAUUUCUGGUACUGAACGCCAAGAAUCGUGGUUGGACAUCAAUUUAGUCAGUAAAUGUGUAUCAGUAUUGUUGGACCCGCGGGUUUUGGAGACCUUCGGCUCGACCAACCACAAGUCCUUUGAAACCCUCGUCGUUACUCAGCAGAAUACUGAAAGCGCUAAAUUACAUAAGGAAUCUGCCCACCUGCUUCUUUCAAUACGCACGACCACUCCGCCCCAAGUCCUACCGUCAAACGUACACCUGGGUGAUGACGUCAGCUGUGACGUCACAGCCGUUCUGACGACCCGUUGUGACGUCACGAGGCUGAACGACGCACUGAGAAAGUUGUUCGAAGAUAAAUAUGAGUUACUAUUGGAUCUAGAAAAGGAAUUGGAACUGUCGCCAGUGAAAAGAACGGAAAAACCAAAACAAUCUAAAGAAACGGACGAAGAUCAGAGGUUCUCGCAUCCAGUUGAAACGAGAAGACGCAAACAUUCAGGUUACAUAGUGAAGCCGCGGCAACCUCUUUCUUGCAUGUCUCCUUCUACAGCUUCAACCAGCUCGUUGGCACAGCUCCACGAAAAACUAGCAGCGUUACCUAGAUACAAAUACGAUAAAGAGCCCGUGAGUGUCUGCGCUCCUCCAGACCUGUCCAUUGUCACUGAAGUCAGUGAAGCUGACGACAGGCAAAGCCUCAACACAACAUUCAAAAGCAAACCUUACGGUGUUUGCUAUAAAAACCUAAAUACACUAGACAACAGAAAAUCCCAAAGCGACCCAGAAUCUUCUAGAAAACAUCGCAGAGGCAGAAGAUUAUCUCCUAUUAUUAACGAAGAUACGACCAGUUGUUUGUUAGUUGCAACUGUCGGAUCAGCUGACGAUUCAGUGAUAAAUGAUACCGUUGAACGCCUGUCAAAAUCUAAAGAUUAUAAUCCCGAUAAUAUCGUUGAUUUGUUAGUCCAAGAGGCUUUACAAGCGAAGCAAGAUGAUAAGUAUAGAUCUGAUAGUGGAAUAAACACUGGAGAUAAGAAAUCUCAAGACCCUCAUGAAAAUACGGACACUAUCGAUGGAACGCCAGAAAUUGAUCAAAUAAAACUGAAAAAGACGAAGCCUAAAGUCAUUUCUUCCACAUCUGAUGAGUCAAAUACAGAAGCUAUAAGUGAAACACCAUGUUUUGUCAACACGCGAAAGAAAAAUAAAAAAGAGACGAAAGAUUCAGCCAAUAAGAAUUCAUUUAAUGAACAAGUGGUAGAAGAAUUCUUUUCACAGCAUGUCGCAGAGAAUAAAGCUGGCGAAAUUGUUAUAAGCCCUACAUUAGCCAAGAAAAUUAAUGAAACUAGUUCCGAAUCUAGUGAUGAUUUUGGCGAUAAUUUCAAUUUAAUAAAUGAAGACCUUGAGAAAGAUAUUGUUCCAUUUGACUUUGAUAAUAUAGAAGUAUUGGAAUGUCUGAAUAAUAUGGUAGAUAGGGUCUGUGAUGAAUUUGAGAAAUGCACUGAGUAUUUGGAUAAAGAUGAGGGCAUUGCAGUAGAUUUGAAUGACACUGUGGAAGAAGAUUUACCUUUAAAAGAUAUAAUAAAUAAAAUACACAACAUUGAGUCUACAAAAGCUGUUACUGCAGAUAAAUCCAGAAAGAAAACCAAAUUGAAAUAUAAGAUCACCCCUAAAAAGGCUAAAGCUCGAGCUUCUAGACGGAAGAAUAAACUUGAACUGGAGUCUACAUCUAAAAUGUCUACUAUAAUUGAAGAUCAGGGUUUAGAGAGUGCAGCUGAAAACGUUGAUAAGGAAGAAGAAACAAUUAAGAGACCUGAAGAAGAUGUAGAAGUACACGAAGUUAAACAAGAUGAUUCUACUAAUAAAGUGGACACAGAAACACCGAUAACGCGAAGAAAACGUAAACUGUAUUCGCCAAAAAAUGAAGAAGUUGCUACAAAGCUAACACAACAUCCUGAAAGUCCAAUUACGUUGGAACAAAAUAAAGUAGAGAAGACGCCUAAGAUGACCGCUACUGCUACGUGCUAUAAAGAAAUUGAGAAAGAACGUAAAAGGCACGUGAGGAUGCGAAAGUCAAGAAAAUCUAAGGUUUCUGAACCACCGUCACCUAGAACUAAAAAAUUAAACGAUAUGUUUGACAAAGUAAAAGAAUCAGCAGACAGCGAAAAAGUCAAGUUAGCUGACAAAACUUUCGAAAAAGACGUAUACAAUUUUACCAGUGAUAGCGAAGAUGAUUUUAAAGUUAAAAAGAUAGAAAUAACUAAAAGAAACAGCACCACAACUAUUGGAAGUUUUGAAUCUACGCUUUCAAAACGCGGACGCGCUGUCAAACGUAUUAAUUACACAGAUAAUAAGUCCUCAGAUGAAAGUAAUAAGACUAAACGGAAGUUUACUAGAAAGACACGAAGUAAGAAGAGAGUCAAUGUCGAGCAAAAUGAUUUGAUUGAUGAAAGAAUGAGGAAAGCUAAAGAUGUACUCAAUACAUCAAUAUUGGUUGAAAAAUCUGAGCAAACAUCAACCAAUCCUAUUUUAAAUCUGGAUAAAGCAAUAGAAAUGGAAAUUAUCGAAGAAAAACAUGGUAAUUCGGGAAGUAAUCAGAAAAAAAAGGGAAAGAAACCAAAAGGUGAAACCUCGGAGUCGAAACGUUCUAAGAAAGUAUUGAAUAAGGCUGUCGUAGAAAAAGUUAGGAACUUUGAUGAUGAUAAUAGAACAGAAAGUCCUUUACCAGGCCUUCUUGUAGAACCAGCCACCACAAUGAAUGAUGAUACCAAUGAAAUAUCUACAAUGGCCGAUAAAUUUAAAAAGAUCUAUCAGGAAGGUCCAGAAAAUUAUAUAAACGAGACUAAUACUACGCAAAAUUUGCUCUCAGACGUUGAAAGACUACGAAAUGAGGAUAUAACUGAUGAGUACAUUGAAAUUGAUGACCAAUUCCAAGGUAAAGAAAUUGAGAUAAAACUAAAGAAAAAUGUGUCUAAGAAGAAGAAAAUGAGUCCUACGUUAAUUAGAAAUAUUAAGAAAGAGAGAAUAUCAGAGGCAAGAGAAAACAAAGAAAAUGUCGAAGUAAUUAAUAUAUUAGAGGAAACUGAGGAUAAAUCGGAAAGAUCUAUAGCGACAAUCGGUAUUACGGGGCACGGAGAGCUGGACGAAGAACCACCCAGUCCAAAACUUAUAAACGAGAGACUAGAGCCACGGAAUUUAGAAGUAGAAGACUUAAACAACUCUAUGAAAGAUUACUUCGACAAACUCACUAAAGAAAUGAACGAAUCUAACAAUAGAAUCUCUAACGUUUCGAACGAAGAGGAUGUUUGUAAAACUAGUGUGAAAACCAAGAGUAGUGGUAGUGUUAAGAGCAAAUCUCCUGUACUAUCUAUUAAGAGAAUGUCUUCCGAAGAUAUCAGUCGAUGGUUACCUUCAAGACGCAAUUCUGAUUCAGAUGACUCUUACUCUGAUACCAAAUCUAACAAAAAUGCAAAUGAAGAAACCGCUGUAGCGAUUAUUGAGAGUCGAAGAGGAGAUGAUGAUGAUAUUGAUAAUGAGAUCGCAGAAGUCAAUACAAAGAGACAAUCAAUGAGAUUAAUUUUCAAAAACUCACAACCGGUUAAAAUUAGCGACAGUGCGGAAAUUAAGGAUGAUUCUGAUUCGGAGAACGAACACGAGACGCCAAAACGGAGUGGUAGACUUAAGGCUAAAUCGAGACUACAAGAAUCUACAAAAAAACCUAAAUCUCUAGAUAAGCCAGUUACAAAAGUUAAAACUAAACACACAUCAUUAAUAUCCCCGAUAAAGCUCUUCGAUGAAUUAAUAAGUACUGCGGAUAAACAGUCAGAAAUUACUCUCUCCGACGACGAAGAUUAUAUGAAAGAAAUAAUAACUACAUUGGCUGAGAAAAAGAAAACAAAUGUUCCUAGUACUAAACCUCAAAAACCUAAAGCUAAAUCAAUAAGUCCAGUUUCAAGUCAAUCGAAGAUAAGUACGUCUACUAAAAUAGAAGAUUCUAGAAAAAGGAGAUUGGAGGCAGAAAGAGUUGAUUUAUUGAAGAAAAGAAAGAUAGAAAUGAAUAAUAAUGUAGAAUUACUAUCGAGUGGAGUGACGGUGUCUAGCGUUGAUGAAUGGUUCAAGAGGAUCGAACCGGAGGGUAGCAGAGCUGAAAUGAUAAAUUCGUCGAUGAGGAAUAGCUUGCAGGAUGUGUUAGAGAGAUUGGAUACCACCCUUGUUGAGAUACACAGGAAUACCAGUAAGAAAUUCGUGCACCUAUUCGUGAAUGCUCAGCAGCAGUUGCAUGCACUAAAGGAACGCCGACAGAGCAUGUACAAGCAGCUGGCGUCCGAUAUACUCAGCGAAGUCGUCAAGAUUAUGGAUGCAAAGUUUGCUGAUCUAGAUGAAAGAUCACAAGAACUGGACGGCAAUUUCAUGAAACAACUCAAGGAGCAGGCUUCAGAGUUGAUUAGAGAAGAUUGCAAGCAAAAACGAGUGAUGGUUCGUCUGCUGAAGGAAGAUGUUCAAGCUGUCGUCGACCACUUGGAGAAGCAGGCUCUCUGACUUCAA